AUGGCCUCCGGGUCCGAGUCCGAGAGCGACGACCUGUGCGUCGUCCUCGACGCCGACGGGCGCGUCUUCGGCGCGGGCGAAGGGUUGGACUACGCCUUCCGCGCGUUCGACGCGUUCGCGCCGCUGGUCCCCGCCGGCGGUCGAUCGCCGACGUCCGAAGACGAGAACGAUUUAACAUCAUCGUCGCCGUCGACGCCGCCGUCGUCCAUCGACGACCUCGUCGCGGACGCGCUGCUCGUGGACUCGCCGUUGGCGGGCGACGCGGCGACGCACUGGCUGAGCGCGCGCGCCGCGCGCGCGCCGCGGUGCGCGCUCGAGGAGCUCGCGGCCGCGAUCUUCGCGUUCCACACGCGCGAUCUUCGCGGUCCCGACGCGUUCGAGGAAUCCAGCAGCGGCGUAGAGUGGUGGGUCCAAGCGCGCCCGUCGCUGAAGUUGCACUGGGACAAGGACGAGGAGCUGCGCGUCGCGACCGGGCUGUGGGUGCACCCGCAGGUGAGCACGGUGACGUACCUCACCGGCGGCGGUUCAGGCGGGACGCGUCAGGCGCCGACGGUGGUGUUCGAGGGCGUCGUCGCCGGGCCGGUCGCGAGAGGGCACGGCGGCGGCGGCGGCGGAGACGAUGUUACGUCCGCGGGGAGCCCGCGCGCGAGCGCGAUGUGCGCGAGCUACCCGGAGGCGGGGAAGCACGUGUCGUUCGACGGGAGGAUGUUACAUGGGGUGUUGCGAGAGUUGGCGGACGGCGGCGGCGGCGGCGGCGGCGGGCGGAUCACGUUUCUCGCCAACGUGUGGCUGAACCACGCGCCGAGAGGGGUGAAGCCGCUCCCGGGGUCGAUCCUGCCGUCGCUCGGACCGCCGUCGACCGGGCCGACGCCCGCGGUCGCGGCGCCGAGAGACGCGGCGGUGACGACGACGACGGUCACGGUGUCAGACACGGACACGUGCGCGUCGGUCGCGACCGCGUCGGACGCGUUUUCGGACGAGCGCGUCUUCGGAUGGUCCGGGGACGAGUUCGCGCUCUCGGACGGCGCGCGAAGGGGCGCGCGCGCGAUCCGCGACGCGGGGAGCGCGUCGGGGACGGUUCGCGUGGCGCUGCCUCCGGAGUGCGGGGUCGACGUAUUCGUCGUGGAGAACGAGGGGGUGGGGAGCGCCGCGAAGAAGAGACGAGCGGGAUUGCCCUAG
Messenger RNA from Micromonas pusilla CCMP1545, 1179 nucleotides. RefSeq lists its product as uncharacterized. The record is from RefSeq and is a predicted model, not a curated record. NCBI's taxonomy places the organism in Eukaryota, Viridiplantae, Chlorophyta, Mamiellophyceae, Mamiellales, Mamiellaceae. The transcript has a single exon. The coding region runs from base 1 to 1179 and encodes 392 amino acids.